UUCGACACAGAAAAGAAGAAGGUUACAGCUGGGGCGUGGUUUUCUGAUAUCUCGCUCAACUAUCUGCCGUCAGCGUUCAGUAAAUAGCAAAGAGACGGCUUCGACGGCUAUCGUUGCCUGGAAAAGUUAAAAAUGGACCAAAAAGCGAUACGAGUUCUGUUGCUUUUAUUUCUUUGCCCAAAAAUCAAUUCUGCUGGUGAGCCUAAAACGGUAAAAGAGGGGGAGCCGGUGAAGAUCGUGUGUACGCUGCCUUCGCCGGGGACGAUUGUGUUCUGGUUUAGAGUGGUGGAGGACUCAGGCAUGGAAUUCAUCGGGUCUUUCGCCCCUGGUGGUGCUUUAAAAGUAGCUGGACCCAACCAUGGCAAGAACCUCGUUGUAAGCAAGCAAAGUGAUGACUUUGUUUUAACGGUGAAGUCCUUCGACAGGAAAGGUGACAGUGGAGUGUACACCUGUGCUGCUCUCAUCACCGGAAAUAAGCUCUCAUUUGGACAAGUAACUCAACUUCGAGGACCAAUUACAGCAACACCAAAACCACCAGUAAUCCAGGUUUCCACCACCAGGCAGACAACAACUCCGACCAGCUGUCCUUGUAACUAUAAGGAUAAGUCAGCAGGCCCUUCCCUGUUUUGUGCUCCGAUCAUACUGGGCCCACUGGCCGGAGGCUGUGGCCUUCUUCUCCUGCUCCUCGUCAUCACCGUUUUAUACUGCAACAAAAUGAGGACUCGGAGAUGCCCUCACCAUUACAAAAGAAAGCCGAGGAUGAUGGCUCCUGAAAAACAUCUGCCCGACCGGUACACCUGAAACGGAUGUAGUGACUUUGUCUGCAGUUUUUCAAAGUGCAGCUAUAUUUCCCUCUUUAUGUUUGCCAGAAAAAAAAGUAUUCUUUUAACAACAGCUUGUAAAAUACAAAAUUAAUAAUCUGACAUGUCAGAAGAAAAAAAAAAUGUAUGUAUGGCAAAAAAUAUUUAGUGACCGAAGCGGCUCCCUGUUUUGAGUACAGAGAGAGCUUUGGUUAAUUAUAAAUUAUGCCAAACUUAUUAUUACUAUGGACAUGAAGUUUUUAACUGAGGUGCAGAUUAAUGUCAGAAAACAAUGCGCUGCUGUGUUAGCAAUUUUUAUUAUGUCUUGUGACAGUAAAUUUGCCCAAUCCUAAUUGUUGCUGAUGUAACUGAAGACGAAACUGAGAAUAUAUUAUGUUUAUAUUCCCAACUAACCUUUUUGUAACUGUAUAUUGAUAUUUGUUUCUCCUUUUCUUUGCUCACAUUUACAGUACUUCGAUCUGAGUUUCCUCUUGAACUGAGAUCAAACUUUACCGUCACACUUUAGCUUCCUGUUUGUGCUUCAAGCUUUUAUAUAACCACAGUUCGAUUGUUCAGGUGAAAUAUAACUUGCUUCUUGGAUGUGCGUUUUCUUUCAUUUUAAUACAUUAUUUGGGCAGCCAAACUAAUAAUAAAAAAACCAAAACCUGAAAUCUUAA
This is a messenger RNA of Xiphophorus hellerii (green swordtail), 1477 nucleotides long. It is a transcript of the gene cd8a, whose product is annotated as CD8a molecule. The record is from RefSeq and is a predicted model, not a curated record. Lineage: Eukaryota; Metazoa; Chordata; Actinopteri; Cyprinodontiformes; Poeciliidae. Bases 133 to 801 code for a protein of 222 amino acids. The transcript has 6 exons.